This is a messenger RNA of Racocetra persica, 255 nucleotides long. Lineage: Eukaryota; Fungi; Glomeromycota; Glomeromycetes; Diversisporales; Gigasporaceae. The record is from the annotation of a GenBank genome assembly.
GCAACGAAUUAUCCGAACGCUUUGCUUCCAAGAAAAGUUUCUAAAGAUAUGAUUAUGGCACCCGUACCUAGAACGAACACACGUGGUCGAGGAGAAUAUCCACAGGCCAGCGAGCAAACUAUAGUUAAGGAACUCGGCAAAUUAGCCCCUGAAGAGGCACCGGCAACUGUCUAUCAACAACACAGCUCUCUGCUAACUCGUAAGAGGAUGUAUAGGGGGCGACGCCUGCCCAGUGCUCCAAGGUUAAGAGGAGGG